CAGGUUUGAGCAUUUGUAAUUACGUCUAUAUACUAAUACUUUAUAUACUAUUACGUGUAUAUGCAUGGCAACUAUGUGAAGACAAUAUCCUAACACAGUUAUAUUCUUGAUGAUAAGAGAAUUUUUUAAUAUGUUACAAGUAGUUAAUAUGCAAAAGUUUAAUAUAAUAAAACACGCAUGAGCAUAGCACGACAAUAUACGUUACAUUUCAAAUAAGAUAUCAUCAAAAGAUAAGGUUAAAGUUUUAGAAAUUGUGUUACAUGAUGGCAAAUACCGGUUUAUUAGUUUUAACAAAUCCUACAAGAGUGAUGAAAUUAUUACCGAUGAUAAAAAAACACGUAUUAAAAACUUUAUAUAUCCAAUAUUUUCCAGAAAAGAAUAUAUUUCUCUCUGGUAAUCAAAUGAUUACAAAUCCUCAGUGGCGAAUAAGUCGUUACGCUCAAAUCGUUGCCGAUAUUUAUAUCAAUACAUCUAGUAUAUUUUCUCCACUUGAUGUUCGAGUGUUACUUACAAGUAUGAAAAAUCCUAAUAUAUCAGUAAUAAAUACCAAGAAACCUGUGGAAAUAGUUAUUUUUGAUAAAGCUUGUAGUAAAAGAGAAGCUGACACAUUCAUUCAAGAUUAUUUAGCAAACACUUCCAUGGGUUGUAGUUUUAUUAAUUUUACUGAUGAUCUAAAAUCAGGAAACUUAGAUAGUAUAACAUCUUGUGUUAAUGAAGAAAAAACUUAUAAGAAUGUAGUACUUGGUGGUACAUUUGAUCGAAUACAUAAUGGACAUAAAAUAUUAUUAAGUGAAGCUGCAUUGCGUUGUACAGAGAAACUUACAGUUGGUGUAACUGAUACAAAUAUGUUGUCUGCAAAAUUAUUGUGGGAACUGAUAGAACCUUGCUCUAUAAGAAUUUUAAAUCUCAAAGACUUUCUAGAAGACAUAGAUCCAACUAUAACAUAUGAAGUUAUGGCUAUAAAUGAUAUGUACGGACCAACUAAAUGUGAUUCAACAUUUGAGAUGAUAGUAGUUAGCGAAGAAACAAAACGUGGUGGAGAUAAAGUGAAUGAAAUGCGUGAGAAAAAUAAUUUAAACAAAUUAGACAUUCAUGUCGUGAAAUUAAUAAAUGAUGAGAAUCAUAAAAAACAUGAAGAAAGUAAAGUCAGUUCUAGUAAUCAAAGAAUACGAUUAUUGGGAACAAAACUUAAAGCUCCUCAAAUAGGGAAUAAACCUUUAAAACCUUAUAUCAUUGGCUUGACUGGUGGUAUAGCAAGUGGAAAAUCAUCUGUAGCUGAGAAACUACAAAAAUUGGGUGCCGCACUUGUCAAUUGUGAUAAAAUAGCACAUAAUUUAUAUUUACCUGGCAAAAAGUGUUUUGAUACGAUAGUUGAAAAUUUUGGUCCCACUAUUUUGAAACCUGACGGAUCUAUUGAUAGAAGAGCACUCGGAAAUAUAGUAUUUAAUGAUCAAAUGCAAUUAAGCAAGCUAAAUAAGAUUGUUUGGCCUAUAAUUUUAGAAGAAACAAAGAAACAAAUAUAUGAUUUCAACGCAAAAGGAUUUGAUGUAAUUGUAAUGGAAGCUGCUGUUUUGAUUCAAGCUAACUGGCAACAUGAAUGUCAUGAAAUCUGGACAUGCAUUAUUCCACAAGAAGAGGCUAUACGACGAAUAGUAGAAAGAAACGGAUUAACCGAAGCUGAUGCAAAAGUAAGAAUUCAAGCUCAACCAAAUAAUGUAGAACAAAUCAAAGAAGCAAAUGUUGUGAUAUGUAGUUUAUGGAGUUAUAACAUUACCGAAGAACAAGUGCAGAGGGCAUGGAACGAAUCAAUGACAUUUUUAACCAACCAAGCAAAAAGUUAACAGAAAUUAUGUUAAUAUAAGAUCGCAAAUAUCUAUUAAAUUCCUUAUUUAUUGCUUGUAUAAAAUAUAAUUCUUAAUAAGUUGUGCUAGUUCUAAA
Molecule: messenger RNA, 1938 nt
Organism: Bombus impatiens (common eastern bumble bee)
Lineage: Eukaryota; Metazoa; Arthropoda; Insecta; Hymenoptera; Apidae
Gene: Ppat-Dpck
Product: bifunctional coenzyme A synthase
Exons: 5
Coding region: 261-1841 (526 amino acids)
Biological process (GO): coenzyme A biosynthetic process
Molecular function (GO): dephospho-CoA kinase activity; ATP binding
Source: RefSeq, a predicted model, not a curated record